Messenger RNA from Enterobius vermicularis (human pinworm), 1113 nucleotides. Lineage: Eukaryota; Metazoa; Nematoda; Chromadorea; Rhabditida; Oxyuridae. The record is from the annotation of a GenBank genome assembly.
AUGGGGAUUGAAGUAAAUCAGAACUGUGAUGAUGGAGCGUUUAUUGUCCGUGACGCAUCAACACAAGGAGAUUACACAUUAACAGUAAGGUAUCAAAAGAAGAACCGACUGAUAAAAAUAAGAGUCGUCAAUGGGUGCUAUGGAUUUUCCGAAGAUGGUAUGAGUUUUGACUCUGUUUUAUCACUCAUAAAUUACUUCAAGAGGAAUUCCCUGGUUGAAUAUAACCGCCUACUGGAUAUUAAGCUGAAGCUCCCUGUUUCGCGUGUUAGAUGUAAACUGUCUCCGUGGGAAGUUGAUGGCGCUAAUGAUCGUAGUUACCUGAUUAUCCAAAUGCGCGGUUUGUGUUUAGAAUUAUGGCGUACAAGGCGUUUCGAUGACAAUUACACAAAAGAUUUGGAAAAUUUAUAUGAGGAGUUACUUCACAAACAGCAAACUUAUGCAGCAUUUGAAACUGUUUUUAAGUUAUUUUACGACCAGUGGCAGUUACUGUCCGAGAAACUUUCAUUGUGUAGUAACGAAGAAGAAGAACAGUUUAUUCAAGCAAAUUUGGAAAGUCAAAAAACUCGAAACUUCAUCAAGUGCCGAUUUCGACUUUUGAGACUAGGAGUUCAUUUUGAUCAAAUAGAUGACCUUAUCGCUGAAAGUAAUGGUCUUUGUAUCACAGAAUCCGAAGAGUUGUCGAAAGUGCUGCUGCAAUUAUCUGUACGGUGGCAGCCUGACCGCUAUAUAUCCUGGGACUCAUCUAAAGCGAAUGCUACAAAGUUAAUACGUGAAGUUAUGGACUGUAAUCCGGAAAAUCCUGACGGGAUUUUUGUUAUAAGACCUAGUCAGUCACAAGAAGGCCAUUUUGCGCUAACUGUUUCGAAGGAUAAUCGCAUAUUACACUGUCUAAUAGAGCAAAGCUUUGUUUUUGUUAUUGCACUAAUUAAGGACUUUAAUUUCGUUAGGGAUACCAAGCAUCCAGAAGCCUGCGGUUUUGGAUUUCAUAACACCGACAUAUUCUUCCCCACAAUAGUAGAUCUCGUCAGGUACUAUACUCAUUAUUCAUUAAAAAAACAUAAUCAGCAACUUGACACGAGGCUUCGAAUACCGGUUUUUAGAGGAACUAUAUAA